CACUUCUCUCUACAGCUGCUGAGAACUUGUGCAGACCUCUUCAGGUUGGUUCCCUUCCUGGUGUUUGUCAUUGUCCCCUUCAUGGAAUUUCUGUUACCUGUCUUCUUGAAACUCUUCCCUGAAAUGCUGCCCUCGACAUUUGAGACGGAGUCAAAAAAGGAAGAAAAACAGAAAAAGAAAUUAAAUGCAAAGCUGGAGUUAGCAAAGUUCCUGCGGGAGACCGUUGCAGAGAUGGCCAAAAGGAACAAAGCAGACACAGGCCAAGGAAAACAAUUCUCCUCCUAUGUGCACCAGAUCCGUCACAGUGGGCACCAGCCCAGCACCCAGGAGAUUGUCAGCUUCUCCAAGCUCUUUGAAGAUGAGCUGACCCUGGAGCACCUGGAGAGGCCACAGCUGGUGGCUCUCUGCAGACUGCUCGAGCUGCAGCCCCUUGGCACCAACAAUCUGCUCCGUUUUCAACUUCUGCUGCGACUCAGAACCAUCAAGGCAGACGAUGAAAUGAUUGCCAAGGAAGGAGUCAGUGGCCUGAGCGUGUCUGAGCUGCAGGGCGCCUGCAGAGCCAGGGGCAUGCGGUCCCUGGGCCUCUCUGAGGAGCAGCUGAAGGAGCAGCUCAGGCAGUGGCUGGAUCUGCAUCUGAAAGAGAAUGUUCCUCCUUCUCUGCUCCUGCUCUCCCGUGCCUUGUACUUAAUAGAUGUGAAGCCCCAAGCUGUUCCUGCUCCACACAGCAAGGUGAGUGAGACUGCUGGGGUGAUGACAUCUGUCCUGGAAGGUCAGGAGAGCCUGGUGGACCCUGCCCCUACUCUGCAGGGAAGAAAGAGUGAAGAAUUUGUGGCUCAGCCCCCAGAGAAGAUGGCAGUCUCAGAAGUGGCAGUGAAGCCUCCCCCACGAGAGGCUCCAAUGGAAGCAUCUCAGAGCAGCAAGGCCAACGGAGCUUAGCCUGAAGCCAGCAAGGGCUGCCUAAGGCCAGGACAGAAGAGCUUCA
Indicator indicator is the source of this 982-nucleotide messenger RNA. It is a transcript of the gene LETM2, whose product is annotated as leucine zipper and EF-hand containing transmembrane protein 2. Lineage: Eukaryota; Metazoa; Chordata; Aves; Piciformes; Indicatoridae. The record is from RefSeq and is a predicted model, not a curated record. Gene Ontology annotation, molecular function: ribosome binding. Gene Ontology annotation, biological process: intracellular monoatomic cation homeostasis. The transcript is spliced from 8 exons. Gene Ontology annotation, cellular component: mitochondrial inner membrane. Bases 82 to 936 code for a protein of 284 amino acids.